Messenger RNA from Biomphalaria glabrata, 1841 nucleotides. RefSeq lists its product as uncharacterized. The record is from RefSeq and is a predicted model, not a curated record. Lineage: Eukaryota; Metazoa; Mollusca; Gastropoda; Planorbidae. The coding region runs from base 191 to 1324 and encodes 377 amino acids. The transcript is spliced from 10 exons.
ACACUUUGUUUCCAGGUGAAGUAUGCCGCUUCAUCUAUUUAGUCUAUACAAUUUCUAGUCGGAGCUCAAAAUUUGCCGAAAUCGUUUACGACAAAAACAUUAUUGGACUGCAGGCGUCAACAUUGCAAAGUUACGAUUCGGAACCAAUCUCUGAUCAUCUAAAUUUCACGAGCAAGGCUAAGUCUUCGAGAUGAAUAAUUUUUUUAUUGGAACAACCAAAAGAAGAAAGCGCUCCCACAGUUUUGGCUGGGAUGACACAGAAAAUGGCAAUUUAAAAAUCAGUGGUAAUGAUAAUCACUUUAAUUAUGGACCAAACGGUUUGGAACUUAACGGCAUCUUAAGGGUCUCGGGCAAUGACAAUCACGUGACAGGUGUAAAUGUGCGCCCCAGGCCAGAUGUUUUUGACAAGAACAAAAUGGACCUAGAUUAUAUUGUCAAAGUCAGUGGCAACGAUAAUCAUGUCAAGGAUAUUAAUGUGUACGCAUGUCAGCCAAUGUUGGCAUGUUACACUAUACUCAGUGUGGCGGACAAUGACAACCACGUGAAGAAUCUUCACAUUUUCAACAUUGAUGCCUCACGCCUGCACAACUAUGUUGUUCAGUUAUCUGGUAAUGAUAACCGCAUCACGGGGCUUGAAGUUUACAUCCACGAUGACGGAUCGGGAAAUGGAACCCAUCGCCGACGCAGUCCUAUUAUUGAAGUAUGUGGCAAUGAUAACUCCAUUGAAGGCACAAUAUAUUAUAAUAGUGCAUUCGAAAGAGCUGAUGUGAAGUUGAAAGAUCUAGUGAGCGUAAGAGGUUGUGACAAUCACACGAGAGGGUUAAGUAUUGUCUACACUCAAGAUAGAUACGACUUGGCUGAAAAGAUUAAACCAAAGGUUCAAGACAAAAGGAAUUUCCAGACUCCAAGCUCAAAUCAAUGUGGAUCUCAGUACCAGAGUGGUGCAGCCAACUAUCACUUCCAGCUGCCUGCUGAACACACACGUCAAGCCACUGCAACUUCCGCUCGAAAUGACCAGGUUGCUAUGGCGACCACUUCAAGUCGAACCGGAGAUGCCUCAAGAAAUUCGUCUUCAAGUGAAAGUGCAGCCGAUUCUAGCCAGACUGAAAUGGAGUUUAACUCACAGCCGUCCCAGGGGCUCGUUCGAGAACUAGAAAUCCUGAAAACACAGCGGCUCUGUAAAGUAUGCUUCAGUCAGAAUGCUGGCGUAACGUUCGCUCCUUGCGGUCAUUUGGCUUCUUGCGUGGACUGCUGCUCGAAAGUUGACCGCUGUCCAGUUUGCCUGUCCAUCAUUGAUAACAUUGUAAAAACAUUUAUUCCAUAAAAGAAGCACGUAGAUGGAGAUGUUUUCAACUAUGGAUUUACAUAUUUAUUAGAGUUCUUCAUCAUUGGCCAGGACAGUGAUGUCGCUAAGGAAUUAAGAGGAGGUGAGGCUGCCUUUGGUUUUGAAGUAGUAUUUUGGGAUGGGUAUGAUAUAUUAGCUUAACGUAACCUUAGGCACCAACCCUAGUUACGUUUCUAGUUUAUAAUGAUUAUAUAGAUAUUAGACAUUACGUAUUACAUUUAACAUAUAAGCAAGCUUUUAACAUGAUUAUCUAUAUAUUUUUUAUUUCGUUAGCAAAAUGUUUAAUACAAACUCAAAUUCUAUACAUCACAUUAUACUUUAUACUCUAUCAUAUACCCUUAAUUUAGGCCUACAUUUAUCGUACAUAGCCGUUUAUUAUUUGUUUUGUAGAUAGUGAGUGGUAGCAUGCUGUCUGUGUAGAAUAAGGCAUGCACACAUUGUUACAUGUUUUAAUCUCGAAUAAAUAUGUUUUGAGAUAUAAAUCUGUUACAUUUCA